UUUCCCGAAGGUCGCAAACAACGACGGCGUUCGAGCGAUACGAAACCUCCGCUAGGUGACCACAUUGGUACGAAUGAUAUACCUGCGGUUGUCAAGAUAAUGAAGAAAACGGGCGAUGAGGUGGUGAACUUUGCGGACAUCGUGCUGAAGAUCAACAAACGCAACAAAAUGCAGAGCCGUAUCUUGCUCAUUACGGGUACGAUAUUGGAUUUGGCUGUGGCUUAGACGUUCUAGUGCAC
Molecule: messenger RNA, 239 nt
Organism: Sphaeroforma arctica JP610
Lineage: Eukaryota; Ichthyosporea; Ichthyophonida
Exons: 2
Cellular component (GO): myosin complex
Molecular function (GO): cytoskeletal motor activity
Source: RefSeq, a predicted model, not a curated record